Galleria mellonella (greater wax moth) is the source of this 2695-nucleotide messenger RNA. RefSeq names its product aldehyde dehydrogenase, mitochondrial (gene Aldh). The transcript is spliced from 11 exons. The coding region runs from base 159 to 1691 and encodes 510 amino acids. Gene Ontology annotation, molecular function: aldehyde dehydrogenase (NAD+) activity. The record is from RefSeq and is a predicted model, not a curated record. Lineage: Eukaryota; Metazoa; Arthropoda; Insecta; Lepidoptera; Pyralidae.
UUGUAUUAGAGGCGGAGAUAUCAUUGGAUUCGCUUCCGUAGUUGGUAUUUUAUCACUUUAAGUAACUUCUCAUUUUUAUAUUGAUUACAGACGACAAAGCUUGAUCGGUUUCGAUUAUUGAGCUAAUUUUGUAGGUAUUUAGUGCAUUUAUCAAAAAAAUGUUUCGCAACAUUCAUAAAGUCGUAAAACUACAAAAAGCUAAAUUUUCUGUGGCGGCGCCGGCUCCACAAACGAAUCCCGAGAUACUUUAUACAGGUCUCUUCAUCAACAAUGAAUGGGUGAAGUCAUCAGAUGGCAGAACCUUUCCAACAGAGAAUCCUGCUACUGGAGAGGUCAUAACUGAGGUACAGCAGUCUGGCAAAGCUGAUGUGGAUAAAGCUGUCAAGGCUGCUAAAGAAGCCUUUAGGUUGGGAUCGCCAUGGAGAACAAUGGAUGCUUCACAGAGGGGCGUACUUAUCAACAGAUUAGCAGAUCUGAUUGAACGGGAUAGAACAUACUUAGCGAGUUUGGAAACCCUCGACAAUGGCAAGCCUUACACAGCGGCAUAUCACGGGGACCUGGGAGGCGUGAUAAAGAAUCUCCGAUAUUACGCCGGAUGGGCGGACAAAAAUCACGGCAAAGUGGUACCCACUGACGGUAAAUACUUCGCGUAUACCCGCCACGAGCCAGUAGGUAUAUGUGGUCAAAUCAUCCCAUGGAACUUCCCGUUGCUGAUGGCUGCGUGGAAGCUGGGGCCGGCGCUGGCGACGGGCAACACCGUUGUGAUGAAGCCGGCUGAGCAGACACCCCUCACCGCUCUGUACCUCGCGCAACUUGUCAAGGAAGCUGGUUUCCCACCAGGUGUGGUUAACAUGCUGCCAGGAUACGGAGACGCCGGCGCUGCCAUCGUCGAACAUCCCGAUGUGGAUAAAAUUGCCUUCACUGGUUCAACGGAGGUGGGCAAGCUGAUCCAGCGCGGCGUGGCGGACAGCUUGAAGCGCGUGACGCUGGAGCUGGGCGGCAAGUCGCCCAACAUCGUCCUCGCCGACGUGGACCUCGAGCGUGCCGUCGAGGCUGCCCACCACGCGCUCUUCUACAACAUGGGCCAGUGCUGCACCGCCGGUUCGCGUACAUUUGUUGAAGAUAAGAUCUACGACAAAUUCGUGGAGUUGGCAGCGGAGCGAGCAAAGCGCCGCGUGGUCGGCGACCCGUUCAGGCCCGACGUCGAGUCCGGGCCGCAGAUCGACAGAGAGCAGCACGGCAAGAUUCUAAGUUUGAUCGAAAGUGGACGUCGCCAGGGAGCGCGGCUAGUGGCGGGCGGAGGUCGUGCCGGCGACAAGGGAUACUUCGUGCAGCCGACUGUGUUUAGCGAUGUACAAGAUGACAUGGAUAUUGCUAGGACCGAGAUCUUCGGGCCGGUGCAGCAGAUCAUCAAGUUCUCGAGCCUGGAGGAGGUGGUGGAGCGCGCCAACAACACGGUGUACGGGCUCGCGGCCGCCGUGUUCACUAAGGACUUGGACAAAGCCAAUUAUCUGAUACAGUCCAUCCGCGCGGGCACAAUAUGGGUGAACGACUACAAUAUAUUCGGCAACCAAGUACCAUUCGGCGGAUUCAAGCAGUCGGGCAUCGGCCGCGAGAAUAGCGAGUACGGUCUGCGGAACUACACUGAGGUGAAGGCGGUCGUCGUCAAGCUAACGGAGAAGAACUCAUAAAUGUUUUAUUUAGACUGGCAAUUAAAAUGGUCCAAUGACAAUUAUUUUACUGAACUGUAAUAUUUCAAAAGGACAUACAUGGAACUCCAACAUAAGGGGGUUACCCCUUUAUGUUGAGGUUCUAUGUAUAUCAAUAUUUUGUUGACAUUUAAUCUUAAAUAUAUCUUAUUAUAUUGAAAAUAAGUAUAUUUUGAAUAUUUAAUUCCAAGAUUGUAUUUUUGUAAAAUGCAUUUUAUAAAUUGUGUCAUAUUUUUUAAAAGGUCACAUUAUAUAUUUUAUUAUUUUACUAACUUAAUACUUGAAUCUGAUUCAUAAUAUAUUAUAGAAAAAAAAAUGUGAAACUUCGCUCACAUCAAUACUUAAGAUCUAUAAAUGGAUAUUAAUAAUGUACUUAACAUAUAUUGUCUAUUAAUACUUUUAUAAAUUGUAGCAACUUAGUUGCGAAUGUGCGAUAAGUAAUGUGCGAUGGUUUUAAGCAUAAUAACUAAAUUUGUUUUUAGAAAUUUGUAAUAUUAAUCCUCUUUUGGACUAAAUUAGCAUGAUCAGUGCUCUCAUUCUGAUUUAGAAUUUACGCAAUGUAAUCUGGCUAGAUUUUAUUUACAGCAAUAAUUUUCUCUUAUAUAUUUUUUCUUACGUUUAAUUAAAAAAAAAAUGGAAUUAUACUUUUAGUUAAGGAGCUGACGUCUUAAAUAUUUUUAACAUGUUUAAAAGUUGUUAUACAAGUUUAAAAUAAAAUCUAUUUAGAUUAUCCCAUUUUUGUUUGAAUAGUUUCCUUUGUAUUGCACUCGGAAUGUUUUUUAAUUAUUAAUAAUUCUUUCAUUUAAAAAUGUCUUCCAUUAUAUUAGAAUUAAAAGUAUUUUUCUUGCAUUUAAACUUCUAUACUACUGAACUCAAUACUUUGUGCCAUUUGUUUUACACUUUGGUGUAACAUUAGAAAUGCUAUUAAUAUUUUAUAAGAGAAUAUGUAUAUAUUUUUUUAAUAAAACACAAUUGUUAAGUACAAA